AUGGAAAAUGAAACUCUGGCGAAACAAGAAAUAAAGGAUUCACUUAGGCUUAGUAAUACUAUUUUAAAACUUCUUGGUUUUACGUUAGAUAAACCAGCAACUGUAUCUGAUGCUGUGGUUCAAAAAUUGUUAUUUAUUGCCACCAUUGUUAUCAUCACUAUUCACGUUCUUAGUGAAUUGGCGUGUCUUUAUGUUACAUUCAUAACUACGCCACAGGUUGAUCAAGUAGUUCCUUUACUUCACAUCGUUGGUUAUGGGACAUUGGGUAUAUUAAAAUUCACUGUACUAUGUUCUAAAAGAAAAGUGUUUGCGCAAUUAUUGAGUGACCUGGCUACAAUAUGGCCUGUACCGCCUCUUGAGAAGGAAGCUCAGGGUUUAAAGAAUAGAAAUUUGCGGACCCUUCGUCUUAUGCACAGCUGGUAUUUCGCUUUAAAUGAAUCUGGCACACUAUUUUACAUUAUAACUCCUAUAGGUUUAUACAUAUACUACCAUAUACGCGGACAAGCUUAUGCCAUAAAGACAGUUUGGAGAUCUUGGUAUCCCUUCAACAUAUAUCAACAAGAAUGGAUUCAUGUCUUAAUUUACAUCUUCGAGAUUUUCUCUGGACAAUCAUGCGUAUGGGCGAUGAUCGGUUCUGACCUUUUGUUUACUGGAAUGGUCAACCACAUUAUUUUAUUAUUAAAAAUUCUACAACAACGCCUCAGAAAUCUAGGCAGAACUAAAAGCUCUAGUGAAGAGGAUGGCAAGAAACUUGUUGAAUGUAUCAAACUACAUCAAAGGCUGAUUAAAUACUGCAAAGAUUUAGAAAAUGCCUUUUCCCUCGUCAACCUUAUUAACAUUUGUCUAAGCUCUGUUAACAUCUGUUGCGUUCUUUUUGUAAUAGUGUUAAUAGAACCGAGAUUAGGACUGAGCAACAAAUUGUUUUUUGGUGCGUCCCUCAUUCAAAUUGGUUUAAUUUGUUGGUAUGGUGAAGAUUUAAUACAAGAGAAUGCGAAUAUAGCUGAAGCAGCUUAUAACAGCAACUGGUAUAACCUUAAUCUCUCAUCAAGACGGAGGUUGGCAUUUCUAAUACAGAGAGCUCAAAAGCCGAUAGCUUUUACUGCAAUGGGUUUCACCAAUAUUUCACUUGUUACGUAUUCUGCGAUUCUUACAAGAUCAUAUUCGUAUUUCACUCUACUUUAUACAAUGUAUAGUGAAGGUUAA
Molecule: messenger RNA, 1203 nt
Organism: Pieris macdunnoughi
Lineage: Eukaryota; Metazoa; Arthropoda; Insecta; Lepidoptera; Pieridae
Source: the annotation of a GenBank genome assembly